Messenger RNA from Sander lucioperca (pikeperch), 1715 nucleotides. RefSeq names its product SH3 domain binding glutamate-rich protein like 3 (gene sh3bgrl3). The record is from RefSeq and is a predicted model, not a curated record. Bases 107 to 385 code for a protein of 92 amino acids. Gene Ontology annotation, cellular component: cytoplasm. The transcript has 3 exons. NCBI's taxonomy places the organism in Eukaryota, Metazoa, Chordata, Actinopteri, Perciformes, Percidae.
AGUCAAACUUCCUUAGGUUUAAAUCGAUAACUUUUCAGCUUGACGGCGCAAGCGAGUGAAAGCUACCCGCAAGCAGAUACACAAAAGGAGUGGAGGACCUGCAGCAAUGGGAAUCAAACUGUACUACACCACCGUUACUGCCUCGCGGACGGUGAAGUCUCAACAGGCAGAAGUGAUUCGAAUCCUUGAGAGUAAAAGCAUCCAGUACGAGCUGGUCGACAUCUCUGUGGGCGGGGAGCUUCGUGACGAAAUGAGAAGCAAAGCAGGGAACCCCGCGGCAGUCCCUCCCCAGCUGUUCAAUGAAGACCAGUACUGUGGGGACUAUGAAAUGUUUGCUGAGGCGGUGGAAGCGGAUACAGUGGACCAAUUUCUGAAGCUGGCGUGAGGAGGGCGCAGGAGUUCUCCACCUUAACCCCAGUCCCUCAACCACCCACCCACCCACCCACCCUGUGUGGUAAUAGAGGCCCUUUUAUCCAGUCUCUCUCUCUGCACCACUAGCAGUAUCCAUUCACUUUCAAUGCCAUAAUGAAGAAUGCCAAAUAUCUUGUAUCUAACUGAUCAGAAGACACACAUUCCCCCCCAACUGCACCAUUAGACUCACUCUCAAUCUGUUUUAUUAUGUUUUUAUUCUCUUCUUUUCCUUUUUGAUUUCUUUAAGACCGUUCUCCCUGUCUGACAGACGAGUGUUAAUAGUCCCCUAGGAAUCAAUGAGGUGUCUAAAUGUGCGCUAAUUAGGUCGACUUAUCUCGGCCGCUGCCACUUGAUCACUGGAGAUUAAACUAAUCCGCUGGAUGACAACAUUCAACCCAGAACCAUCUUACUGAUCCUCUGCAGACCCAACACGCAAUCAUCACUCAGUCUUAACUAUUUUGUUGUCUUUUUUUUUAUUUUUAUUUUUUUGUAGCCUUUAAAUUCCCCAUGUUGUACAUGACUGCACACUAUUUGUACCUCACAGUGCAAAUGCACAGGGACGUAGCAAGGACUAUAAUGUCCUUAAACCUCGUUAAUUAUGAGAGUUUUAGCAGCUAAAAGAUGCCUUUUUGGCACGCUUUCUUUUUGUAAUUUUGGUCCAUUGGUCCCAAUAUGCAAUAUAUGACAUAAGGUUUGGUUCUGAAGUGGGAACCCACUGUAGCCCACUGACACUCAUCUGACCUGUGUUAAGGAACGAUAAUGCAGCCAGAACUUAAAACAUAUUUUUGGACAAAUAUUAAAAAUACAAAUUACUUUAACUGGUACUUGUCUGUGACACAUUUAAAAGUGUCCUGUAUAUUUUUUUUUUUGUUUUUUUUUUUUGUAAACAAACAAAAAGUUAGGUUCACACGCAUUGUCCUUGAGGUCUACCAAAAAGUCUUGAGUGCAUUUCCUCCUUCCAAAGACAAUCUAAAAAAUGUAUUGUAAACGGUGCGUUGUUCACAUCCAUGUUUGCUGGCAUGCAGUCUUCUUCCUCUUCAUCUUUUUGAACAUAUUGCUACUCUUCUUUGCGCAUUACUGCCACCAAUGGUCAAUCUGUGAAACUGCGUGGCAGGUGUGUGUAUCGCCUGUGUGCACGAUAUUAAUACAAAACGGGGACUCGCUUUGUCUUGUAAAAACAUUGGUCCAUAGUACCAGUACCAGUGGUCAAAAAGUCUAUACGGUCCCUUUUUAAGCUAAGUUGUGGAAAUGUCUAACAAAGAUGAAGCCAGAUGAUAUGUUGGUGAAAUCUAUUGAAACUGAAA